AUGCCAGACUCUAUAUCCAAAACUGGUGGCUCUUCUUUUCAUCCGGCUCUCUCGGUUUCUAAUAUCAGAAACCAUGUUUCCAUUGUUCUAGAAAUGGAGAAUGUGAAAUACGGAACUUGGGCUGAAAUUUUUAAGAUCCAUGCUCGUUCGCAUAAGGUGCUCCAUCAUAUCGUUCCUCCACCCUCGGAAGCCACAACCAUGGAGGCCUGGGACCGUCAGCGUAACAUUUAUCAGGAUCACCGAACUUCCCGUGCCGUGAUUCUUGAACAGGAAUUUACCACCACUCGUCAGGAUGAUUUUCCAAACGCUUUUGCGUAA
Messenger RNA from Spinacia oleracea (spinach), 318 nucleotides. RefSeq lists its product as uncharacterized. The record is from RefSeq and is a predicted model, not a curated record. NCBI's taxonomy places the organism in Eukaryota, Viridiplantae, Streptophyta, Magnoliopsida, Caryophyllales, Amaranthaceae. The transcript is spliced from 2 exons. The coding region runs from base 1 to 318 and encodes 105 amino acids.